Molecule: messenger RNA, 749 nt
Organism: Solanum stenotomum
Lineage: Eukaryota; Viridiplantae; Streptophyta; Magnoliopsida; Solanales; Solanaceae
Product: non-specific lipid-transfer protein 2-like
Exons: 2
Coding region: 166-513 (115 amino acids)
Biological process (GO): lipid transport
Cellular component (GO): membrane
Molecular function (GO): lipid binding
Source: RefSeq, a predicted model, not a curated record
CUAAUUUUGCUUUAUCAGUUAUAUCAAUAGGUGCCUUGGAAUAAAUUCCUCAGCCACUUCAUCAUCUUUAGUUCCAAUUAAUUUCCUCUAUAAAAACCCUAAGUUUGUCACUAGUGUUUUCUACCCAACACUCCUCACACUAUUCUCUCAAUUUCUCUUUAAAGAAUGAAAAUGUUUGUCAAGAUUGCAUGUUUGGUGGUUUUGUGCAUGUUGAUUACAUUUGCACCCCAUGCAGAGGCAGUGACUUGUGGCCAAAUACAGGUUGGGGUGGUGAAUUGCCUUCCUUAUUUGCAGAACCGUGGCCCAAUAGGAGGCUGUUGUGGUGUCAUUAAAGAUUUGCUUAAGCUUUGUAAAACACCACAUGAGCGUAGAAAAUCAUGUAGAUGUGUCAAAAAAGCUGCUAAUACUAUAAAAGGCAUUGAUUUUGGCAAAGCUGCUGGUCUCUCUGGAGUUUGUGGUGUCAAGAUUCCUUUUGAGAUCAGCCCCUCUGUUGACUGCUCCAAGGUGAAGUGACGUUAAUGAAAGAGAUUCAUUUUCCAUAUCAUAAUAUAUGGUAGUAGCACAAUCAUGUGGACAAGAAUAAGAUAGGUCGAGAUUGAUCCUGCUUAAUCACGGAUCGUGUCCGUUUUCUCUCUCUUUAGCUUCUUUGUGUGUUUUUUUUUUUAACCGUACUCGAAGUCUUGUAAUAAAACUUUGGAGGUUUGUUAUAAUACAAUCCAACCUUGAUAAUGCAUGUUCUAUUUUAUUCA